This is a messenger RNA of Thunnus maccoyii (southern bluefin tuna), 1027 nucleotides long. It is a transcript of the gene olig4, whose product is annotated as oligodendrocyte transcription factor 4. The record is from RefSeq and is a predicted model, not a curated record. The transcript has a single exon. Lineage: Eukaryota; Metazoa; Chordata; Actinopteri; Scombriformes; Scombridae. Bases 130 to 900 code for a protein of 256 amino acids. Gene Ontology annotation, molecular function: protein dimerization activity.
CAGCUUAAGAAACAUCGAAUUAGGAAGCAUCUGUAGAAUUCAAGCUCUUAGCUCAAGUUCUCAGCAUUUAGAGUCAUAUUUUUGGACAGUUUUUUGACUUUUCCGGCACUUUCCUCUGCUUCAACCAAGAUGGAUUCUGACGCUGGCUCCACCUGCAGCCGCUCGUCAUCCCCAGACCUGGUGGUGGAUGACUCUCCUGUGAGCUUCUUCUCCAACAAGAUGUUCCAGACAUACUGCCAAGAAAACAGAGCAGGCAGCGAGGCCGGCAAGGGCAGGACAGAGCACUGCAGUGGGGGCGGUAAGAACAAGAACAGGUCUGAUCUCAGCAAGGAGGAGGUGCAAGACCUGAGACUGAAAGUCAACAGCCGGGAGAGGAAGAGGAUGCAUGACCUGAACCAGGCUAUGGAUGGCCUGCGAGAAGUCAUGCCCUAUGCUCAUGGGCCCUCAGUCCGCAAGCUGUCAAAGAUCUCCACCUUGCUGCUAGCCCGCAACUACAUUCUCAUGCUGUCCAGCUCUUUGGAGGAGAUGAAGAAGUUGGUGGGGGAUGUAUAUGGAGGCAGUGCUGCUGUCCAGAGCCGCACUGCAGCCCACCCCACGAUUACCCCUGCAGCACCAACUGCCCACCUCCCGCUGCAUCCUCUGACCCAGUCCCUGCACUCUCUGGUGGGCGGCACGCCAUCCACGCUGCAUCACACACCUUCUACAGCGACCCCUGCCCCGCACUCACCACCAUCAGCUAGCUACCUGGGUUUCCAUGCUCCGGUCCAGGGCCUUCUGAAGGACCCCCUCCACCUAACCAGCUCUUACAGGCACUUCCCUGGCAUGCCUUGUCCCUGCUCACUCUGCCAGCCUCUGCCCACCACUACCUCCACACUGCACAGCCUGUCUAUGAACAAGUGAGCCGGACUCUCUUAAAAAAUGACCUCUGCUGUUCAGAUGAAUGCAACGAAACAAGCAGCUCAAAGAAAAUUGUUAAACAAACUGCUAAAAUGAUGGCUGGUGCCUGAACUUGUAUAUACUGUACAUA